AUGAGAUUUUAUCGAAGGUUUACACUUGAAGAGCUCCGUACUGCAACUGACAACUUCCGGUUGAAAAUUGGCGAAGAUGGUUUUUAUAGUGUAUACAAAGGUUUCAUUAAAGACAGUUUUAAGGAUACGGUUGCGAUCAAGUGGUUUAAGGACGACUAUUGCCUUUCGAAAGAGAUGGCAGUGCUUUCAAAUCGGCAUCACCUCAAUAUCGUCUCUUUGAUUGGUUACUGCCUUGACGGAUCAGAAUCAAAUAAGUUUAUUAUAUACGAGUAUAUGCCCCGUGGAAGCCUCCAUGAUCAACUUCACAGAAGAAACGACUCCCAGCCCCUACUAUCUUGGAAAAAAAGGCUUGAAAUAUGCAUUGGAGCUGCUCGUGGACUAGAGUUCCUGCAUACAGGUAACCCCUUGAUCAUCCACAGGGACAUCAAAACUCGCAACAUUCUUCUAGACCAGAACUGGUUUGCAAAGAUUUCGAAUUUUGAGAUCUCCAAAUUGGUUCCAACGAGCUUGUCAGAAUGGGACAGUCAUGUCAUCACCCGGGUUGCUGGCACUGUGGGAUAUAUAGACCCUGAAUAUUUAUUGACUGGCCAUCUCACUGAGAAAUCUGAUGUUUAUAGUUUUGGGGUUGUUUUAUUUGAGGUGUUAUCUGCUAGAAAGCCGCGGGAAAUCGACAUAGAGGAGGGACAAGGGAGAAGCCUAGUUCAAUGGUGCAGAGAAUGCGUGGAAGAGGGUAGGCUUGAUGAAAUUAUUGAUUCUCGCCUGAAGGAUGAGAUUGCUCCAGAGUGCUUGAAAGCGUACGCGGAUAUGGCGUAUAAGUGCACAAACGAACGCAGAAAUGAAAGGCCUACCAUCGAUGCUGUCGUGAAGAGGCUUCAGCUGACAUUGUUGUUACAGGAGUGUAUUGAAGCUGAUGUACCUUUCUCACCUUCUUGGCUAAGAUCGAUUGUACCACCAACCAAGAGGACUGAGCCAUUGGUCGAGAUAGAGAUCCAAGAUUCGGAGUUAUCUGAAUCUGAUUACGACUUUGAGGAACUUCUUCGCGAUUGA
This is a messenger RNA of Durio zibethinus, 1047 nucleotides long. RefSeq names its product receptor-like protein kinase ANXUR2. The record is from RefSeq and is a predicted model, not a curated record. Gene Ontology annotation, molecular function: protein kinase activity; ATP binding. Gene Ontology annotation, biological process: protein phosphorylation. NCBI's taxonomy places the organism in Eukaryota, Viridiplantae, Streptophyta, Magnoliopsida, Malvales, Malvaceae.